Messenger RNA from Andrographis paniculata, 1360 nucleotides. RefSeq names its product probable 3-hydroxyisobutyrate dehydrogenase, mitochondrial. Lineage: Eukaryota; Viridiplantae; Streptophyta; Magnoliopsida; Lamiales; Acanthaceae. Gene Ontology annotation, biological process: L-valine catabolic process. Bases 56 to 1117 code for a protein of 353 amino acids. The transcript is spliced from 10 exons. The record is from RefSeq and is a predicted model, not a curated record. Gene Ontology annotation, molecular function: NADP binding; 3-hydroxyisobutyrate dehydrogenase activity; NAD binding.
CCAUACCCAUACCCAUACCCAUUCCCACUGCCACUGCUUUCUCCUCGUCUCCAGAAUGGCUGCUGCGACUACCUGCAAUAGACUAAGGUUGUUCUUCCGUAAACCUAACUCGAGAAUCACUUCUGCCGUGUUAUGUCGGGAAUGGGAUCGCAAGUUCUGCUCAUCGUCUGCAGCGUCUCAAUUUAAAAGAGUUGGAUUUAUCGGAUUGGGAAACAUGGGAUCCCGAAUGGCGAAUAACUUGAUCAAAGCAGGCUGCAGCCUUGUUGUCCACGACGUAAACCGUGAUGCUAUGAAAAAAUUCUCGGACCAAGGAAUCCCGACCGCCGGAUCACCGCUUGAAGUUGCUGAGUCAAGCGACGCUGUAAUAACAAUGCUACCGUCUUCAGUCCAUGUGAUGGAUGUUUACAUGGGAUCCAAAGGUUUGCUCGGUGGUGGGAAGCUGAUCUGGUCGAGGUUGUUCAUAGAUUGCUCUACCGUUGAUCCUCAAACAUCCAGAAAACUUUCUGUGGCUGUUUCUCAUUAUAGGUUGAAGAGCCCGAUAGGUGGCAUCUAUGCUCCUACCAUGUUGGACGCUCCGGUGUCUGGAGGUGUUCUAUCGGCCGAGGCCGGUUCACUCACCUUCAUGGUUGGAGGUUCUGAGGAAGCGUGCCGAACUGCGAAGCCUUUGCUUCUGUCGAUGGGCAAGAAUAUCAUAUACUGUGGUGGUUCGGGGAAUGGUUCGUCGGCGAAGAUUUGUAAUAACUUGGCGAUGGGGGUGAGCAUGCUUGGUGUUUCGGAGGCCUUUGCGCUCGGACAAUCGUUGGGCAUUUCAGCGGCGACGUUGACAACGGUGUUUAACUCUUCGAGCGCUCGAUGUUGGAGCAGUGAUACUUACAACCCGGUGCCUGGUGUAAUGGAUGGGGUGCCGUCUUCUAGAAAUUAUGACGGUGGCUUCGCCACGAAACUGAUGGCUAAAGAUCUGAAGCUUGCAGCCACAUCGGGGGGAGAAGUAAGCGCGAAGAGCCCGAUGACAUCUCUUGCCAAUGAAAUAUAUACGCAACUGUGUGACCAAGGUCACGGGGUGAAGGAUUUUUCGUGCGUGUUUCGACAUUAUUUCUCGGGCAAGGAUGAGAUGUAGUUUCAGAACUCUCCAUGUCCUGUCUUCUUCUUCGAAUCACUAUUAUAAUAAUUUAACUUCAUGUUGGGGCAACCUAUGCAGUAACUUGUUGUACUAAGUAGGCCAGUUUUGCAUGAAUCUUGGGGCACCAUGUGCGUGAUGAAAGCAACACAUCAAAUGGAGGGAAACCUUUAUGAUAAGGCAAACAGGCAGCCAUUACUAUCCAAAGAACAUGUAAUAAAAGUAGCUGUCUUUCUUGGAAAA